This is a messenger RNA of Malassezia japonica, 345 nucleotides long. RefSeq lists its product as uncharacterized. The transcript is spliced from 3 exons. Bases 1 to 345 code for a protein of 114 amino acids. The record is from RefSeq and is a predicted model, not a curated record. Gene Ontology annotation, cellular component: nucleolus. NCBI's taxonomy places the organism in Eukaryota, Fungi, Basidiomycota, Malasseziomycetes, Malasseziales, Malasseziaceae.
AUGUCGUCGCCGUAUGCAUUCAAACCCGGAGGGGCGUUGAAAUUGAAAGGCGAUGAUAAGAAAAAAAAGAAAAAGUCGAGCACCUCGGCGGCGGUGCGUGCGGAAGGCGGUGAGCCCUCCAAGGGCAAGGACACGUCGUCGGUGAAGCCCGCCUCGCAGAUGCCUGCGCCUGCGCGUACGGCAACCAAGGCAGAGCAAAAAUUCGAAGAAGUGCGUCUGAAGCGGCUCCAUGACCAAGUACGCAAAGAGGCGCGCAAGUCGCACAAAGAAAAGGUUGACUCGUUCAACGCGUACCUCGAGACGCUGACCGACAUCAAUGAUCUCCCCAAGAUCGGUCCUGGCUAA